Molecule: messenger RNA, 5419 nt
Organism: Cololabis saira (Pacific saury)
Lineage: Eukaryota; Metazoa; Chordata; Actinopteri; Beloniformes; Belonidae
Product: SH3 domain-binding protein 4-A-like
Cellular component (GO): cytoplasm
Molecular function (GO): protein binding
Source: RefSeq, a predicted model, not a curated record
GAAGACGGUCGGCAAACAGGACGCAGCUGAAAUGAUCCAUGUUCAAAACUUCCAAGACCGAAAAGGGGAAUUCUACUCAUGUAUUUUAUUUGCGUUUCGAGUAUUUAUCAUGUGAAUUUUGAGGUCCGCGGGAUAAAGAGCAGUUACGGGCUGUCCAUCAGCUGCUCUCCAUCACCUCCUCCCGACUUCCCCGAGCGCUCCGGCUUCCCGUCAGAGGUGCAGAUAAGAAGCCGCCGAUGAGCCGGCGUUCUUGGUGAGUAGCGGCGAUGGCUGCCCACCGAAUCAUCCGAGGGAACAACAACCACCUCCUCCCUCGCUGCAGGUCUGAGGGGACGCUGGUCGACCUGAGCGAAGGAGUCGCCGGCGCCAGUCUCAGCGAUGUCAAAGUGCCUUCUCCCAGUGCCUUAAAGCUGGACACCCAGGCGUCCUACGGAGCGGCGCAGGAGGUGGUGGCCAUCAAGGACUACUGCCCCAGCAGCUUCACCACGCUCCGGUUCUCCAAGGGAGACCGUCUGUACGUGCUGGACACGUCGGGCGGGGAGUGGUGGUACGCCCACAACAACACGGAGAUGGGCUACAUCCGCGCCUACGUGCAGCCCCUCAACUUCAGGAACUCUUCGCUGAGCGACAGCGGGAUGAUCGACAGCAUUGGCGAGGGCUACGAGGACGGGUCCAGGGAGUUUGGAGGUCUGGGCGAGUGGACGGGGAUGAGCCUGAAGCCGUCCACGUUUUACAACAACCCCUUCAGCUGUCAGCUGGAUCAGAACUACCAAGAUGUGAGCGCCAGGACCUCCACGGAUCUCAUCCACCUGGACGCUCUGGCCUCCCCGUCGUCGGACACGAGUGCCGUCAUGGUCAACGGCUCCAGCAGCUGCCAACCUCACCGACCCCUCCAGCACCCAACCGAGAAGUCGCCGAUCUUUCAGAGAGAUCAUCCCUUUUCUAAGAGUAAACGUUCCCAUAGUUUGUCCGAACUGUCCGUCCUGCAGGCGCAAUCAAACCCUGUCUCCCCCCCGUCUGGGUUCUUCACGGGCCUCAAGGCCCCCUCGCCGGAGCAGUUCCAGAGCAGGGAGGACUUCAGGACGGCCUGGCUGAACCACAGGAAGCUGGCCCGGUCCUGCCACGACCUCCACUCCCUGGGCCAGAGUCCCGGCUGGGGCCAGACGCAGCCGGUGGAGACCAACAUCGUCUGCAGGCUGGACAGUAACGGGGGGGUGGUGCAGCUCCCAGACACCCACAUCAGCGUCCGUCCCGAGGGCCACGUGGGCCCGGGAGACCACCAGCAGGUGUCCAUGAAAGCCCUGCUGGACCCCCCCCUGGAGCUCAACGGAGACCGCUGCUCCACCGUCAGCCCCGUGGUGGAGAUCAAGCUCAGCAACAUGGAGACCAAGUCCUUCGUCACGCUGGAGAUGAAGGUGGCGGUGGCGGUGAGGGCGGACAGCUACCACACCGCCCAGGUGCUCUGCGUCCGCAGCGACUGCAAGGAAGGGCCGUACACUCCCAUCCCCAGCGCGUACCUGUACAAGGACACGGUGCAGGUGCAGCUGGACAGCCUGGAGCCGUGCAUGUACAUCGCCGUGGUGGUGCAGGCGCAGCACGCCGGCCCCCACACCAGCGUCUGGGAGCACGUGCACAGGAAGGUGACUCUGGGCGUGUACGGCCCCAAGCACAUCCACCCCUCCUUCAAGGCCGUCGUAGCCAUGUUUGGGCACGACUGCACGCCCAAAACCCUGCUGGUGGCCGAGGCGGCCCCCCCGGUGGCCGAGCCGGCCCCCCCGCCGGUGGCCCUCCACCUGUGGGGGAAGCACCAGUUUGCGUUGGUCCCCCAGGACCUGCAGGUGGGGCUGUACUCCAACAUGUCCCACUAGGUGAAGGCCGGCGAGGGCGCCGGGCUGAUCCAGGGCUUCCAGGUGAAGCUGGGGAAAGUCAAGCUGCUGUUCGUCAUCACGUCACACAACACCAGCAACAUGGCAGAUUUCACCCUCAGGGUGCAGGUGAAGGACGCGCUGGGCUGCAUCCUCACCCAGUUCUGCGUCCAGACCCCACAACCGCCGCCCAAGACCUGCGCCAGGAUCACCGGCCAGAGGAGGUUUCUCAAGAAGAGGGAGGUGGAUAAAAUUGUUCUGUCGCCGCUGGCUAUUACCUCAAAAUACCCCAAGUUCCAGGACCGGGGUAUUACCAACCUCAAAUUUGGCAAACUGAUAAAGACGGUGAUCCGGCAGAACAAGAACACCUACCUGCUGGAGUACAAGAAGGGGGACGUGAUCGCUCUGCUCAGCGAGGAGAAGAUCAAGCUACGGGGACAACUGCGCACCAAAGAGUGGUACAUCGGAUUCUACCAGGGGAAGAUGGGGCUGGUUCACGCCAAGAAUGUUCUGGUUCUGGGGAAGGUCAAGCCCAUCUACUGGUGCGGGCCGGACCUGACCACCACCAUGCUGCUGGAUCAGAUCCUCAAGCCUUGCAAGUUUUUCACCUACAUCUACGCAACGGUGAGGACGGUGUUGAUGGAGAACGUGGGCAACUGGAGGGCGUUUGCCGACGCCCUCGGAUGGAAUUUGCCAUUGAAUUAUUUCUGCCGGGCCGAGCUGGACAACGAACCGGAGAAGGUUGCGUCGGUCCUGGAGAAGCUGAAAGAGGAGUGCAUCAACAUGGAGAACAAGGACAGGAAGUCCUUCCAGCGCGAACUCAUGAUGGCCCUGCUGAAGAUGGACUGCCAGGGGCUGGUUGCCAGGCUGAUCCUGGACCUGGUCCUGCUGACCACGGCGGUGGAGGUGGCCGCCAGGUGGAGGGAGCUGGCCGAAAAGCUGGCCCGGGUGUCCCGGCAGCAGAUGGAGGCUUACGAAGCACCGCACCGCGACAGGAACGGCGCUCUGGACAACGAGUCCAUGUGGAAACCCGCCUACGACUUCCUGCUGACGUGGGCCGCCCACGUCGGCGACAGCUACCGGGACGUGAUCCAGGAGCUCCACCUGGGCCUGGACAAGAUGAGGAACCCCAUCACCAAGAAAUGGAGGCACUUGACCGGAGCGCUGAUCCUCGUCAACUGCCUGGAUGCGCUCCGAAGCUCCGCCUUCUGCCCCACGGGAUACGGAGACUUUGCCGUCUGAGCGUUUCCCCGGGAGGAUCCUGAACCCCCCAGCUAAUGGCGGAUGCUGCUGGACCUCAGGCGGGAGGCCAGUCCCUGCAGGCUGGUUAACGUUCAUUGACAGGAGUUGACGAGGGUUCGAUCCCUCAGAUCUGCAAAACCGUCGGUCGGAGUCUGAGGUACAAACACUGCGACAAUGUGAAACCAGACUCUUUGUUUUUACCCACGAUUCUCUCCUCCUCUCUGAACUCUGCUUUGCUGCGUUUGCUCUGUUUUCCGUGUUCAGCAGCGUCUCUUUGUUUUUGCUUCACAUUUGUCUUGCGGUGACAGCUGUUCGCUGUUUUCACCCUCGGGACAAAUCAGGGACCUCGGUCGCUGCAGGAAAAGCUCACGAGUGUGCAUGUGAAGACUGAUCUAAGUGGACUGUGACCCAGAACUUUUCUGAUGGCCAACGUUUCCUUUUUUUCUCUGAUAAGUGAAAGACUGGCUAGUUUGAAAAGUAAAUCUCAAACGUAGUUUCACUGUGAUGAUUCACAAGUGAUUAGUUUGCCAAAAACCGCCAGGUCGAUGUUAACGUCGCGUUUGGCCAUCCAUGCAGUAAAGGUUUGAUAAAUCUGUUAUUUUUGUACGACAACUAAUGUAUAAGUGUUAGAGGGAGAGAGUUUCAGCUCAUCUGUUACGAUCAGGGAUCUUUAUCGUAACCGCUACGCCGGUCAUUAAUGAACAAAGGUGUGAUUUCAAAUAUUAAUGUUUGAUCCAGCACGUUAGAAUGUGAAGAAGUGCAUCUUUAACCUGAUCUUUAACACUGUCUGUUGUUCAACACAGUCAAGUACUUUGAAUCCCUAGAUGAAGUUGGGUGUAAUGAACCCCGGGUCCAACGGGAGCAGAACCACCACGAUGCUCCGUCUCCAACGUGACCUCAGAUCCCACCAGGAGCGUUUCAGAAUCUCCUCCGCUAGAUUUGUGAGAUUAGAAGGUUACGUUAAAGGUUGUCUGCCCGUUAGAGACGUAUAUCUGGCUUCGUCUCAUCCUUCCUGGAGUUGGUUGCAAAAAGCACAAGUAAUCUAAAAUAAAAUGUGCUUUUCAACUUGUAGAAUUAAGUUCUCCUCAUACGGUAUUAAAAACAUUUUCUACAACCUGUUUCAGUGGACAUGUCAUUAAGCCCCGCCCCCCUUAGUUACUGUUGCUACCUGACAGUAUCUGCGUCGUUUACAGUUUUACAAUGGCAACAAGGAAAAACUUGGACACAAACCUUUCGUCGAGGAGUAUUCAGACCCUUGUAAGACCCGCCCCCCGGUGAGCCAAUAGCAUCAUCAUAUCUUCUGCUAGCUAUUUAAAAAAAAAAGUAAAAUAGAAGCUUUUUUUUUGUCGUAAACUCCUUAAAAUAGACAAAAGUUUGGGAUCUUCCAAAGAAACUAGAGAUGUCCGAUUUCCAGUCCCUGUGGAACUGAUACUCAACAGCCAUUGGCUCAUCUGUGUUUGAGGGGCGGGGCUUACAAUAGAUGAGUGUUUACCAGAGGCUCCACGGGUUAGUGUAUUUAUUAAAAACAGUUUAUAGGUGAACUGGAGAAUUUGAAUAUACAAGAUAUUAGCCAAAGGCUAAUUUUCCUCUUAGUCCUUUAGACCGGUUAAGACCGGUUGAUGAUCACUAAUAAAAAAUAAUCAAUUAGUUAAAACAAAACAGAAUAAAGCAAUGACAUAUGAGUUACAGUUUACACAGAUUUUUGAUGGCCGUUCUGAUUUUCCAGAGACUAUAAUUUUAAAUGUUGCUAAAAAAAUGAGCAAAAAAAAGAAUCGUUCUAUCACUUGAGAUUCACGUUUAGAGGCUCGAAGCGAGAGUACAGCUUUUCCUUUCAAGCCGACGCCCUACCUGUCAUAUCGAAGGUCACGUGUGAUACAAAAAUCUAAUUAAGAUAUAUCUUUGUGAUGUAGUGCUGAUGUACAAGUGGGAGCUCCCAUGUGGUGUUUUAUUUAGAAAAUCCACGGGGUCCUCUGCCGUCGUCGCGUCUGGCGUCCUACCGUCUGGAUCACCGCGUGUAAACUGGAGUACACGCUGCAGCGGAGUCAGGUCGCUCCUGGGAGGUUUCUAAAGGUUCUGAGGUUUCUGGUGGGAUCUCCGUCACCGACGAGGCAGUGGGACCUGGAGCUCACCGACCCGUGGAAAAGAAACUGGAUGGAUGGAUGGAUGGAUGGAUGGAUGGAUGGAUGGAUGGAUGGAUGGAUGGAUGGAUGGAUGGAUGGAUGGAUGGAUGGAUGGAUGGAUGGAUGGAGGAUGGAUGGAUGGAUGGAUGGAUGGAUGGAUGGAUGGAUGGAUGGAUGGAUGGAUGGAUGGAU